ACAACCCAACCACAAACAACAACUGAAACCACAUCUACAACUCAAACAGACAUAUCAACUACACCAGCAUCUACAUCUGAAUCAACAACAAUGGCUACAACUCAACCAACAACUUCCCCGCCAACUACAACCCAACCACAAACAACAACUGAAACCACAUCUACAACUCAAACAGACAUAUCAACUACACCAGCAUCUACAUCUGAAUCAACAACAAUGGCUACAACUCAACCAACAACUUCCUCGCCAACUACAACCCAACCACAAACGACAACUGAAACCACAUCUACAACUCAAACAGAAAUAUCAACUACACCAGUAUUUACAUCUGAUCCAACAACAGCAGCACAAACAACAACAGUAAUUCAACCAACAUCAACUGAAACCACAACUCAAACAGAAACAUCAACUAUUUCAGCAUCUUCAUCUGAACCAACAACAAUAGCUGAAUCAACACUGGUAGUUCAAACAACAACAACUGAAACCACAUCUUCAAUUCAAACAGAAACAUCAACUACACCAGAAUCUACAUCUGAAUCAACAACAAUGGCUACAACUCAACCAACAACUUCCCCGCCAACUACAACCCAACCACAAACAACAACUGAAACCAUAUCUACAACUCAAACAGACAUAUCAACUACACCAGCAUCUACAUCUGAAUCAACAACAAUGGCUACAACUCAACCAACAACUUCCCCGCCAACUACAACCCAACCACAAACAACAACUGAAACCACAUCUACAACUCAAACAGACAUAUCAACUACACCAGCAUCUACAUCUGAAUCAACAACAAUGGCUACAACUCAACCAACAACUUCCUCGCCAACUACAACCCAACCACAAACAACAACUGAAACCACAUCUACAAUUCAAACAGAAAUAUCAACUACACCAGCAUCUACAUCUGAACCAACAACAGCAGCACAAACAACAACAGUAAUUCAACCAACAUCAACUGAAACCACAACUCAAACAGAAACAUCAAGUAUUUCAGCAUCUUCAUCUGAACCAACAACAAUAGCUGAAUCAACACUGGUAGUUCAAACAACAACAACUGAAACCACAUCUUCAAUUCAAACAGAAACAUCAACUACACCAGAAUCUACAUCUGAAUCAACAACAAUGGCUACAACUCAACCAACAACUUCCCCGCCAACUACAACCCAACCACAAACAACAACUGAAACCACAUCUACAACUCAAACAGACAUAUCAACUACACCAGCAUCUACAUCUGAAUCAACAACAAUGGCUACAACUCAACCAACAACUUCCUCGCCAACUACAACCCAACCACAAACAACAACUGAAACCACAUCUACAACUCAAACAGAAAUAUCAACUACACCAGCAUCUACAUCUGAUCCAACAACAGCAGCACAAACAACAACAGUAAUUCAACCAACAUCAACUGAAACCACAACUCAAACAGAAACAUCAAGUAUUUCAGCAUCUUCAUCUGAACCAACAACAAUAGCUGAAUCAACACUGGUAGUUCAAACAACAACAACUGAAACCACAUCUUCAAUUCAAACAGAAACAUCAACUACACCAGAAUCUACAUCUGAAUCAACAACAAUGGCUACAACUCAACCAACAACUUCCCCGCCAACUACAACCCAGCCACAAACAACAACUGAAACCACAUCUACAACUCAAACAGACAUAUCAACUACACCAGCAUCUACAUCUGAAUCAACAACAAUGGCUACAACUCAACCAACAACUUCCUCACCAACUACAACCCAGCCACAAACAACAACUGAAACCACAUCUACAACUCAAACAGAAAUAUCAACUACACCAGCAUCUACAUCUGAACCAACAACAGCAGCACAAACAACAACAGUAAUUCAACCAACAUCAACUGAAACCACAACUCAAACAGAAACAUCAAGUAUUUCAGCAUCUUCAUCUGAACCAACAACAAUAGCUGAAUCAACACUGGUAGUUCAAACAACAACUGAAACCACAUCUUCAAUUCAAACAGAAACAUCAACUACACCAGAAUCUACAUCUGAAUCAACAACACUGGCUACAACUCAACCAACAACUGCCUCGCCAACUACAACCCAACUACAAACAACAACUGAAACCACAUCUACAAUUCAAACAGACAUAUCAACUACACCAGCAUCUACAUCUGAAUCAACAACAAUGGCUACAACUCAACCAACAACUUCCUCACCAACUACAACCCAACCACAAACAACAACUGAAACCACAUCUACAGUUCAGACAGAAAUAUCAACUACACCAGCAUCUACAUCAGAACCAACAACAGCAGCACAAACAACAACAGUAAUUCAACCAACAUCAACUGAAACCACAACACAAACAGAAACAUCAAGUAUUUCAGCAUCUUCAUCUGAACCAACAACAAUAGCUGAAUCAACACUGGUAGUUCAAACAACAACAACUGAAACCACAUCUUCAAUUCAAACAGAAACAUCAACUACACCAGAAUCUACAUCUGAAUCAACAACAGUGGCUACAACUCAACCAACAACUUCCCCGCCAACUACAACCCAGCCACAAACAACAACUGAAACCACAUCUACAACUCAAACAGAAAUAUCAACUACACCAGCAUCUACAUCUGAACCAACAACAGCAGCACAACCAACAACAGUAAUUCAACCAACAUCAACUGAAACCACAACUCAAACAGAAACAUCAACUAAUUCAGAAUUCACUUCGACAUCAACUGCGCCAACAUCUACAACUCAAACAACAAUUGCACCAACUUCAACAUCAACUGUGCCAACAUCUACCACUCAGUCAACAACAACUGCGCCAACAUCUACAAGUCAGUCAACAUCAACUGUGCCAACAUCGACCACUCAGUCAACAACAACUGUGCCAACAUCUACCACUCAGUCAACAACUGUGCUAACAUCUACCACUCAGUCAACAACAACUGUGCCAACAUCUACAACUGAAACAACAACUGCACCAACUUCAACAUCAACUGCGCCAACAUCUACCACUCAGUCAACAACAACUGCGCCAACAUCUACAAGUCAGUCAACAUCAACUGCACCAACAUCUACCACUCAGUCAACAACUGUGCCAACAUCUACCACUCAGUCAACAACAACUGCGCCAACAUCUACAACUGAAACAACAACUGUGCCAACAUCUACAACCGAAACAACAACUGCACUAACUUCAACAUCAACUGUGCCAACAUCUACCACUCAGUCAACAUCAACUGUGCCAACAUCUACCACUCAGUCAACAUCAACUGCGCCAACAUCUACCACUCAGUCAACAACAACUGCGCCAACAUCUACCACUCAGUCAACAACAACUGUGCCAACAUCUACCACUCAGUCAACAACAGCUGUGCCAACAUCUACAACUGAAACAACAACUGUGCCAACAUCUACAACCGAAACAACAACUGCACUAACUUCAACAUCAACUGCGCCAACAUCUACCACUCAGUCAACAACAACUGUGCCAACAUCUACAUCUGAAACAACAACUGUGCCAACAUCUACCACUCAGUCAACAACUGCACCAACAUCUACCACUCAGUCAACAACUGCGCCAACAUCUACCACUCAGUCAACAACAACUGUGCCAACAUCUACAUCUGAAACAACAACUGUGCCAACAUCUACCACUCAGUCAACAACUGCGCCAACAUCUACCACUCAGUCAGCAACAACUGUGCCAACAUCUACAUCUGAAACAACAACUGUGCCAACAUCUACAACACAAUCAACUGCACCAACUUCAAUAUCAACUGCGCCAACAUCUACAACACAAUCAACUGCACCAACUUCAACAUCAACUGUGCCAACAUCAACCACUCAGUCAACAACAACUGCACCAACAUCUACCACUCAGUCAAUAAUAACUGCACCAACAUCUACAACACAAACAACUGCACCAACUUCAACAUCAACUGCGCCAACAUCUACCACUCAGUCAACAACAACUGCACCAACAUCUACAACACAAACAACUACACCAACUUCAACAUCAACUGUGCCAACAUCUACAACUCAAACAACAACUGCACCAACAUCUACCACUCAGUCAACAACAACUGCACCAUCAACAACUCAAUCAACUGCACCAACUUCAACAUCAACUGCUCCAACAUCUACAACUCAAACAACUGCACCAAUAUCUACAACACAAACAACUGCACCAACUUCAACAUCAACUUUGCCAACAUCUACCACUCAGUCAACAACAACUGCACCAAUAUCUACAACACAAACAACUGCACCAACUUCAACAUCAACUGCACCAACAUCUACAACUCAAACAACUGCACCAACACCAACAACUCAAACAACUGCAUCAACAUCUACAACACAAUCAAUAAUAACUGCACCAACAUCCACAACACAAUCAACUGCACCAACAUCUACCACUCAGUCAACAACAACUGCACCAACAUCUACAACACAAACAACUACACCAACUUCAACAUCAACUGCGGCAACAUCUACCACUCAGUCAACAACUGUGCCAACAUCUACCACUCAGUCAACAACAACUGCACCAUCAACAACUCAAUCAACUGCACCAACUUCAACAUCAACUGCUCCAACAUCUACAACUCAAACAACUGCACCAAUAUCUACAACACAAACAACUGCACCAACUUCAACAUCAACUUUGCCAACAUCUACCACUCAGUCAACAACAACUGCACCAAUAUCUACAACACAAACAACUGCACCAACUUCAACAUCAACUGCACCAACAUCUACAACUCAAACAACUGCACCAACACCAACAACUCAAACAACUGCACUAACUUCAACAUCAACUGCGCCAACAUCUACUACUCAAAGAACUGUGCCAGCAUUAACAUCAACUGCACUAACAUCUACAACACAAACAACUGCACUAAAUUCGUCAUCGACUGCUCCAACAUCAUCUCCAGAUUCUCCCCCCCAAAAUAUCACAGCAUUUGCUUAUGCAACUUUCAAAUUGAGAUCCUUUGUUGAGCUGAGCAAUGAUGAGAUCAUUACAUAUAUUCAAAAGUUUGCCGAGCACAUUCAAGCACACUUUAGUGGGACCAUCAGGAUUACUGUGAAGAAAUCAAGAAAAUUGUUAGCCUAAGGAUCUGACAUGGAAAACUUUUGUCCAUCCACAUGCAAUCCUCUACAUAAAAUCUCUGAAUGAAGUUGCCACUUUACAAAGUUGUGUCUGUUAAAAUGAAUUUUGUGCAUAUUUGAAUGUUUUUUAUUUAUUUCAUUUUUGUAGGAUAGUUGCACUUUUCAUUCUGAACUCAAACAAUAAUUUGAUCUGUGUUGCAUUAUAUGUAAUGUUGGAUAUUAUUUAACUUCUGCUCUCUUUAGUGUGUAAAAUAUCUGAAUAAAACCUUUUCUC
Molecule: messenger RNA, 5367 nt
Organism: Megalobrama amblycephala (Wuchang bream)
Lineage: Eukaryota; Metazoa; Chordata; Actinopteri; Cypriniformes; Xenocyprididae
Product: mucin-2-like
Exons: 3
Coding region: 91-5097 (1668 amino acids)
Source: RefSeq, a predicted model, not a curated record